CAUGAUGCGCGCUCAUUUACAGCAUCCUCCUCUCUCCCGCCCUGUAUAGGCUAAGGUGGACUCGUUGAGGCGUUUCUCAGAAUAUACUUGAUCACCUGACGACAUCUACCUGCCAUCGGUUUAUUAAGCACAGAAGAUGAUGAUAGAGGAGGAUGAAGCAGAGGCUCAUCAGGUGGAUAUGGAGUCGGAUUUGGGCAGCGCGGCUCGCUCCUGCAGCUGGACGAAUGACUUCUCGUGUGAUGUCGUGAACGCGGAUCUGUCGCUCAAUCUCUCCAUUUUCCAAGUGGAUUCGGAUCGUGCUCCUUCGCCGUCGUGCAGGAGGAGGAUGAUGGUGCUGGAUGCCGGGGGAUUUCACGACUUGACCGGAGCCGCGCUGCGCAAAACCAAGGCGUCCUCCCGGCGGAACGCGUGGGGGAACCAGUCGUACGCGGAGCUCAUCACCCGGGCCAUCGAGAGCACACCCGACAAAAGGCUCACCCUGUCUCAGAUCUACGACUGGAUGGUCCGAUAUGUGCCCUAUUUCAAAGAUAAAGGAGACAGCAACAGCUCUGCCGGAUGGAAGAACUCCAUCCGACACAAUCUGUCCCUGCACACGCGUUUCAUCCGUGUGCAGAAUGAGGGAACUGGCAAGAGCUCCUGGUGGAUGCUGAAUCCUGAUGGGGGAAAGCUGGGAAAAUCUCAACGCCGUCGAGCUGUCUCCAUGGACAAUGGCACCAAGCCACUGAAGAGCAAAGGUCGAACCAAUCGUAAGAAGACAACUGGGAAAAGAGAGCAGAGUACAGAGACACUGCUGGAGUUAUGUAGCUCUCCAGACUCUGGAACAGGUAGAGUCGUGGUUAAGGAUGAGUUUGAGACAUGGACAGAUCUUCAUUCACUUGGCAGCUCUUCCGCUUCGACACUUAGUGGUCAUCUAUCACCCAUCCUAGGAGAGGGGGAAUUGGGAGAGCCUGAAGAACGGAGGAAAUCCUGCUCAGCAUCUCCACGGCUCUUUCCUAGCCCAUCCAGUGCCCACUCCCCUGCAUCCCACUGUCCUACAGAUCUCAGAGCAACUAUUGGCUACCAGCAGCAUCAAUCCCCUUGUCAUAAAAACCCCCAUUACCACUACGCCAGUGACAUAAAGAGCCAAGGCUCCAGUUGCGAGACUCGGCCAGUUUAUGGCCUGCCAGAUGCAGGCAUGCACCAUUCCUCCAUACCAACUACUGAAGACAACUCGGGUAGUAUGCAAGGUGCAAGCACCAUCCAGAAUUUGUUAACCACAGGACCCCAGCAGUACGUCAAGGAAAUGAUGCUUGGGAAAGAGAAUGAGGUGCACUCCAUGAUGGUCGCUCAAGGUCUCCAUCCCAGUAAUGCAAACACUUCCUCCAAACCUUUUCACAAUAUCAUUCAAAGCUUGAAUCAAGACCAUCGGCCUACAUCGGUCCACUCUCAGCCCACUGACAGACACAUGCAGUCAUACAUGCAUAAAUCCCCUUAUCUAUACAGCCCUCCUGUAACAGUGCAUCUCCCAGCCUCCACCACGCUCAACCCUGCAGGAAUACAGGGAAUCUCUCAAGACACUUGCCACCUUGCCACAGCCCCAUAUCAACAACCACAUUCCUACAUUUACACUGAUCCACAUGAACACAGUUUGGCAUACGGACUCUACCGCCAGCCUCAGGGGACAGGGACAGGUUACCACAACUACCACCACCCCCAUCAGCUCUACCCACAUGAGCGCCUUCCAGCAGACCUGGAUAUGGAUGUAUUCUACAGCAGCCUGGACUGCGACAUGGAGUCUAUACUCCUACAUGAUAUUAUGGACUCUGGAGAGGAAAUCGAUUUCAAUUUUGAUUCCUCACUGACACAAGGAAUGGGUGUGGGAUUUGGAUUUACAGGCACACCGCAGAGCCACGGCAAACAGAGCUGGGUGCCUACAUAAAUGUCUCUAAAUCUUCACUUUAUCUUCCUGAAAACAUGACUACCUACAUGCCAGCCAGCAGUGGAGUCACAACACUCCACCACAAUUCAGGGUGAAUACACUGUGCUGACACUGAAAUCAAAUCAAGAUGGGAAUCUCUUUAGAUUUAUGUUGUCUGUUUGUUCCUGCUUGUAUAUCCAUGUUCUGUGUUGUGUCAGUGUAUUGAAAAAUGAUGACGUCUCUUCACAUUCUGCUGUGUGUGAACUGCCUUUGGUCUACUGAGUGAGCCAAGAUGACAAUCUAAGCUAGGAUUACACAACAUUGUUUUAUUCUUCAGUCAAAAACACUAAGACACUACAUACAUUGGACACAUUUAUAUUCAUAUUUCAUCUUCACAUGGUAGGAGUGCACAGGACACUAUGGUAGCAAAAAGUUGGAACUCAAGUAAAAUGUUGAGUUUUGUGAUUGUCUUGAAACUUAUGAACUUUUCAUGAACAGUUCAAUUUGCAUUGUAACACGGGCCAGUGUUUCCCAACCCUGUUCCU
Danio aesculapii is the source of this 2442-nucleotide messenger RNA. RefSeq names its product forkhead box O6 a (gene foxo6a). The record is from RefSeq and is a predicted model, not a curated record. Gene Ontology annotation, biological process: regulation of transcription by RNA polymerase II. Lineage: Eukaryota; Metazoa; Chordata; Actinopteri; Cypriniformes; Danionidae. The coding region runs from base 137 to 1918 and encodes 593 amino acids. The transcript has 2 exons. Gene Ontology annotation, molecular function: RNA polymerase II cis-regulatory region sequence-specific DNA binding; DNA-binding transcription factor activity, RNA polymerase II-specific. Gene Ontology annotation, cellular component: nucleus.